AUGUGCAACACAGACGGAUCGACCACAGAUGCCACAUCUUCACCCAGAGCUAACAAGAUCUGGGUCCCAGGCACCGAUACUCUGCUUCCUCUGUACGUGGACUUGCCAGUAAUGGAGUCACUUCCAGUAGAUACCAAGCUUGUUUCGCAAGAUUCUCAGGACCUGUCUCCAUCUCUAGCCGAGGAUCUUUCCGGCGAUGGAGCCAACAGGGAUGCCCCUGAAGACGCCCCUGCUGGCGGGACUGGUGGUCUGAAGGAGGAAGAGACUACCACCAACAAAACGACCGUUUAA
Molecule: messenger RNA, 291 nt
Organism: Fusarium sp. VM40
Lineage: Eukaryota; Fungi; Ascomycota; Sordariomycetes; Hypocreales; Nectriaceae
Source: the annotation of a GenBank genome assembly